UACCGGAAGAUGCUCUAUCAAUAUUACUCGACAGCCAUCACAAAAUUGAGCACCCAAAAUCGCUGGCAGGUGUGCAAGACAACAGCUCUGUUUGUGUUGCUUUUGGCCCAUGUGCUCAUCGGCAGCGGUUACCUGCAGAUGCGUGUGCUCGCCCAGGAGGAGGAGGAGCAAGCAGCAGAGAAAACAGCAGCGGAAAAGUCACCAGUGACGGCACAAUUAUCGUUGGUGACACGACGUGCUCCGCAUUUUGAGGGAACCGCUGUGGUCAACAAGCAGUUGGUGACGUUGUCGCUCUCGCAAUUUGCGGGCAAGUAUGUGGUGCUGCUUUUCUAUGCCCUCGACUUCUCUUCGGUGUGUCCGACCGAGGUGACCGAGUACUCGGAACGUCAGGACGAGUUUCGCAAACUGAAUGCCAUUGUGAUUGCCUGCAGCGUGGACUCGCCGUAUUCGCACAUGACCUGGCUGGAUAUGCCACGUAAGGCGAGUGGAUUGGGCCACAUUAAGAUCCCAUUACUAUCGGAUCUCACGCACAAGAUCAGCCAAGACUAUGGCAUCUAUGUGCCCGAAUUCGGGCACAGUUUGCGCGCCCAAUUCAUCAUCGAUGGCAAGGGAAUUGUUCGCCAGGCAACCAUCAACGAUCUGUUUGUUUCACGCUCCGUGGACGAGACACUUCGUCUGAUCAAGGCCUGUCGCUAUGCUGAUAUCACUGGCACUCCGUGUCCAAGCUAUUGUGGUAAAACAGUUGGCGGAAAGUCGCGUAAAUAUUCCGCAACCAGCAAAGUUCCAUUUUAAAUAAAGAUUAUAUGAUAAAUAAAUGUAAAUGCAAAUA
Molecule: messenger RNA, 829 nt
Organism: Drosophila sulfurigaster albostrigata
Lineage: Eukaryota; Metazoa; Arthropoda; Insecta; Diptera; Drosophilidae
Exons: 1
Coding region: 10-792 (260 amino acids)
Biological process (GO): response to oxidative stress; cell redox homeostasis; hydrogen peroxide catabolic process
Cellular component (GO): cytosol; endoplasmic reticulum
Molecular function (GO): thioredoxin peroxidase activity
Source: RefSeq, a predicted model, not a curated record